Messenger RNA from Iphiclides podalirius (scarce swallowtail), 762 nucleotides. Lineage: Eukaryota; Metazoa; Arthropoda; Insecta; Lepidoptera; Papilionidae. The record is from the annotation of a GenBank genome assembly.
AUGGGGAAACUUCCCAUUAUACAUGAUAAAAAUUUGUAUUUAAUUCACUGGCGAUACUUUUACGAUCCUCCAGAAUUUCAGGCAGUUUUAAAAAAGAAAGGUAAUAGUGAGUUUCACAUUGGGUAUUACAGAGAUGAUCCUGAGAGUUUGCCAACAUUUUUAGCAAGCAAUGACAGUAGUAGAGACUGUCUUAUGAACCCAAUUGCUGAUAAUAUAUUUGGGGCAGUUUACUCAUUUUUACAAAGUGAAAAGAAAACAUCACCCUUUUUAGCUAUGCCUUGCCAAAAGCUGAUGGAUAAAAUAAAGAAAUGGGCAAACGAGCAUAAUUACUCCCUGGACGAAUACAGUAUGAAAAAAAGAACACCCCAGAUAGUUGCUAGAACUUUGCAUGGUGCAGGAAUUGUAGUACCAUUUAACAAGAAAACAGAAUUAGGAUAUAGACCCUUAGCCGAGAGCAAUGCUAACCUGAGAAAAAUGUUUGCAAAAUUAGAGUCAUCAUCAUUGCAAAGUGAAAAAGAUGAGAUUCUGUCACAAAUACAACCUGUGAUAACUUAUGCUAGCAUUGCAAUGGAUGAAUGUGAUUUUGGAACUGGAUUGGAGAUUGGGAUUGAUCUAUUUUGUUCUGGUAUAAAAGACUUGGAGGCUAGUGCUGCUGCUAAUUUAAGUUCAGCAUAUUCUUUACUGAACAGGGAACCAUUCAGCAAGAUUGUCCAGGUCCACCUAAAGCAACGGCGAAAGGGACCUAAUAUGGCUAUAUUCUCU